CAAGUCUCACCGUCUCCACAUUUUCCGAGGCCUCACUUUCACUUCCGUUUUUAUCAUUCGUCGUCACUCUCACUCCUCUUCUCUCACCUUUCUCUUUCUCUGUGAACAAAAAAAUGAGCUCCCAAAUCUGCAGAUCUGCUUCAAAAGCCGCGAGAUCUAUUCUUUCUUCAGCUAAAAAUGCUCGUUUCUUCUCCGAAGGACGAGCCAUUGGUGCAGCAGCAGCGGUUUCUGCAUCUGGAAAGAUGCCUCUCUAUGCAUCUAACUUUGCAAGAUCAUCAGGUUCUGGUGUUGCUUCAAAGAGCUGGCUCACUGGACUCUUAGCUCUUCCUGCUGCAGCCUUGAUGCUUCAAGAUCAGGAGGUUCUUGCUGCUGAGAUGGAACGCACUUUCAUUGCUAUCAAACCUGAUGGAGUUCAACGAGGACUGAUAUCGGAAAUCGUUUCUCGAUUCGAGCGAAAGGGCUUCAAGCUUGUUGGUAUCAAAGUCGUCGUUCCUUCCAAAGAUUUCGCACAGAAGCAUUACCAUGAUCUCAAGGAAAGACCUUUCUUCAAUGGCUUGUGUGACUUCCUUAGCUCUGGUCCUGUUAUCGCCAUGGUAUGGGAAGGAGAAGGAGUGAUCAGAUACGGACGUAAACUGAUUGGAGCCACCGAUCCUCAGAAGUCUGAGCCUGGAACAAUCCGAGGAGAUCUAGCAGUUGUUGUUGGAAGGAACAUAAUCCAUGGAAGUGAUGGACCAGAGACAGCAAAAGAUGAGAUCAAUCUGUGGUUUAAGCCUCAAGAACUUGUUUCUUACACCAAUAACGCUGAGAAGUGGAUCUAUGGCGACAACUAAAUCUCCUCUUUCUCUUGUCUUUCUUUUUAAAUCAAAUAACAUUGUUUUUUUUUCUUAGCUAAACAAUAAAAACGAGAAACAGUUAUUACGGAUACAAACACAUCCUGGGUUUUGAAUUUCCCGGGGAACUCAGUAAUCAGAGUGAUAUAA
This is a messenger RNA of Eutrema salsugineum, 980 nucleotides long. Its product is annotated as nucleoside diphosphate kinase III, chloroplastic/mitochondrial. Gene Ontology annotation, molecular function: nucleoside diphosphate kinase activity. The record is from RefSeq and is a predicted model, not a curated record. Gene Ontology annotation, biological process: UTP biosynthetic process; GTP biosynthetic process; CTP biosynthetic process. The transcript has 7 exons. Bases 114 to 830 code for a protein of 238 amino acids. Lineage: Eukaryota; Viridiplantae; Streptophyta; Magnoliopsida; Brassicales; Brassicaceae.